AUGAGAGCUCGAACGGUCUCGGCCUCUGGCCUCAUUCUCUCAUCGCGAACGACGACCUCGACCUCGAUAUGCUGGCAAUGCCUUCGUGAAGAUCUCCUCUCAAAUCAAGUUCAAAUCCACGUUCGAAAAUACCAUCCCACCCGCCGGAAAGAUGUCUCUCCCUUCGGUGCCGCCGUUUCUGCAGCGCAGACCAUCUUCAAAGGCCUGCCAAAGGCUCCUCCGGGGAUCUCGGUAGAUCCAUUGAGGAUCGUGGGGAAAGAGCUCAAGUUUUUGACGAAGAAUAUACGCCAAUUGCUGGGUUCGGGCCACCCGACUCUUGAUAAAGUGGCCAAAUAUUACACCCGCAGCGAGGGCAAACAUAUGCGUCCGCUUUUGGUCCUGCUCAUGUCACAGGCGACGGCGUUGACUCCGCGGCAGAGUCGUUCAAACUUCACCCCUUCACAGAUGGUCAAUGAUCCCAUUAGCUCGCCUUCCGUCCUCGCCGAUACGAACCCGGAUCUCAGCCCGCUUGUCUCGAAAUCGGCCGAAGCGCAAUAUGAUUUUGCGGGGGAUGAGAAUAUCCUGCCUACGCAGCGCCGACUCGCUGAGAUCACGGAAUUGAUCCAUACCGCCUCGCUCCUCCACGACGACGUGAUCGACAACGCUGUUACUCGGAGGUCGUCUAACUCCGCAAACCUCCAGUUUGGAAAUAAGAUGGCCGUCCUGGCCGGAGAUUUCCUGCUCGGCCGAGCUUCCGUCGCCCUGGCGCGCCUGAGAGACCCCGAGGUCACAGAACUGCUUGCAACUGUCAUUGCCAACCUGGUGGAGGGAGAGUUCAUGCAAUUGAAGAAUACCGCCGCGGAUGAGAAGAACCCCGUGUUCACCGACGAGACCAUCUCGUACUACUUGCAAAAGACGUACCUCAAGACCGCCAGUCUGAUCAGCAAGUCGUGCCGUGCAGCGGCAUUGCUAGGUGGCAGUACGCCUGAGGUUGUCGAUGCUGCUUAUGCCUAUGGACGCAACCUGGGCCUGGCAUUCCAGCUGGUGGAUGAUCUGCUGGAUUACACCGUGAGUGGGGUUGAGUUAGGCAAGCCUGCCGGAGCCGAUCUGGAGCUGGGUCUUGCGACUGCUCCGCUGCUCUUUGCCUGGAAGCAGAACCCUGAGCUGGGCCCCUUGGUCGGUCGGAAGUUCAGCCGAGAGGGGGAUGUACAAAUGGCUCGUGAACUGGUGUACAAGAGCGAUGGCGUUGAACAGACCCGCGCUCUGGCCCAGGAGUACGCCGACAAGGCCAUUACCGCCGUCAGCAACUUCCCUGACAGUGAAGCCAAGGCUGGUCUCAUCCAAAUGUGCGAGAAAGCCAUGAACCGGAGAAAGUAG
Messenger RNA from Aspergillus clavatus NRRL 1, 1356 nucleotides. Its product is annotated as trans-hexaprenyltranstransferase. Gene Ontology annotation, molecular function: prenyltransferase activity. The coding region runs from base 1 to 1356 and encodes 451 amino acids. The transcript has 2 exons. Gene Ontology annotation, biological process: ubiquinone biosynthetic process; isoprenoid biosynthetic process. The record is from RefSeq and is a predicted model, not a curated record. Gene Ontology annotation, cellular component: transferase complex. Lineage: Eukaryota; Fungi; Ascomycota; Eurotiomycetes; Eurotiales; Aspergillaceae.